AUGUGGAUGAAGCAAAUCAUCAGUCCGAGUACUCGUCAGCUAGCAAAAGGGAAAAUGAGCAAACCUUCCCACAGAGUAAUGCUUACGAAGCUCUUCUUCUACCUUAAUUUUCUUUUCUGGCAGCACCUUGGAACUCAACUCAAAUUCCAGGCUAGAGCUGAUGCAGUACAGCCGGCUGCAAAUGGCACCACUACUACAGUGGAGCCACUACUCCCACAGAAUGAAGUGUCUACUCUCACAGACGUUAUAUUCAAGUUGGGGGUAGAUUCACCGUCGAAUAUAACUAGAACAUAUUGCACGCUUCCUAUCCCCACUAACGGUAUUUCAAUCAGAUGUAAUUGUUCCUACAAGCAAAACACGGAAUGCCAUAUCAGAAGCAUUUCCUUGUACAAAUCAGGUUUAACUGCAGUUAUACCAGAAGAAGUGGGUGCUCUUCGGUACUUGACGGAUCUGGACCUAUCCAACAGCAAGCUUCAAGGCCCAAUACCAGCUGCAUUGGGAGACUUGUAUGAUCUCGAAUAUUUGGAUCUAUCACGGAAUCAACUGACCGGCUCAAUACCAGACUUGGGGAGCUUGCGAAAUCUUCGUUUCCUGUAA
This is a messenger RNA of Fragaria vesca subsp. vesca, 597 nucleotides long. RefSeq names its product leucine-rich repeat receptor protein kinase EXS-like. The coding region runs from base 1 to 597 and encodes 198 amino acids. The record is from RefSeq and is a predicted model, not a curated record. The transcript has 5 exons. NCBI's taxonomy places the organism in Eukaryota, Viridiplantae, Streptophyta, Magnoliopsida, Rosales, Rosaceae. Gene Ontology annotation, molecular function: protein kinase activity; ATP binding; protein binding. Gene Ontology annotation, biological process: protein phosphorylation.